AUGAGUUCUUAUAAGAAAGUCUCUCCCAAACAGAGUGACGAAUUCAGACCCCAUCUAAUAAAAGUCGAUCUUUCAUUGGCUCCUAUAAAAGAAAAUACUGAGUCAGUUCGAUCAGUCAAUUUUCCUUCUGAAAUCUAAUUAUUGCCUUAACCAAUUGUACCAACAAGGACUAGUAUACAUGUUAAAAAAGUAAAUCUGAUCAAUUAUUCAGCUAAAUAGAAAUAGUGA
This is a messenger RNA of Paramecium tetraurelia, 228 nucleotides long. RefSeq lists its product as uncharacterized. NCBI's taxonomy places the organism in Eukaryota, Ciliophora, Oligohymenophorea, Peniculida, Parameciidae. The transcript has a single exon. The record is from RefSeq and is a predicted model, not a curated record.